GCGUCUCAUUAGCUCCAUCGAUAUCAUCGUCUGACCUACUGUAGCGCCUCAGGAUAUAUAUAAGACCUGACAUCUUCACCGCUGAAGCAGCAUCAUCAUCAUGGUUUACUUGUGUCGAUUCGUGAUAACGAUUGCGUUAUCGUUGGUGGCUGUCUCAGCAGACUCUUCUAUCAUCUUCGACGUCGCCGACGUCGAGGUGACGCCGGGACAGACGCUGACGCUCUCCUGCGGCGUCAGACAAGAGUUCCGUCACUGUUUAUGGGAGAACGAGAGAGGAGACAUCUUCCAGGUUGAGGAUGUCCACGCCGGCGUCCACCCGGGGUUGAGAGCGCCGGAGGACCUCACAGACAACCAGUGCGGCGUCGUCAUCGACUCCGUCAGCGUUGAGGACCUCGGGGCGUGGACCUGCAGGGUCUUCCUGGCUGGCCGGACGCUGCUGGCGUCAAGGAACGUUGGGAAAACUCAGGUCGAUGCUUGUCGUGAUCCGUUUGGAAAGGUCGGGGGAGAGUGCUAUUACUUCCAUACAACUACAGCGUUGACGUGGCAAGAUGCCCGUGACUACUGUCUCUCUGUGGACCCGUUCUCAGACUUGGCUGUGGUCGACGACUGCUUUCAGUUCAGACUUAUCUGGAACCAUAUCCUCAUAUACUUUCCUGGACAUUCGUGGUGGAUCGGUGGGAGUGACCUUGAGCAGAAAGGCGAUUGGUACUUCAUAGACGGGAGUCCAGUACCGAUGGGAACUCCCUUUUGGUAUCCUGGAAGCCCAUCCAGUGAUGGCGACUGCCUUCUUAUAACCAGUACUUAUGGAUACUUGAACGACUCGUCCUGUGAAACACCUUUCAGUUUCAUUUGCCAGCAGUUGUACUGAGCGUAGCUCAUGCUCCUACGUCAACAAGAACAUUAAGGAAAUAUUUAUAGACACCAUUGCUUCGAACUGGUGUAAUUUUCCUCUGGUUCAGGGUUAUGAGGAUCUAUCAAAAUUAUAGAUAGAACUGUGUCUAUUACAUUCAUUACACUUUGCUGGAUCUCUCUCUGGCUCUAAACACACAGCAUUUUAUAAUCAUGUCUGGACUGUAGCAUUGUAAUGUAUUGAACUUUGUAUACAAUUGUUUCGGAAUAUUUAAUUUGUAAUGUUAAAUUAGAUUUUGUUCUCUUGUUAGCAACAGAGAGAACUGUUAUUCAAGGGAUAUAUGCACCGAGACUGACCACAACAGUCAGUAAGAGACAGUCAGUAAAGAACGGUUAGAUGACAUAGUAAAGGUCUGAGAUUCUAUGUAAUACUGUAUUCUUCCACUGACAUAAUAAAUGUAACUCUCAC
This is a messenger RNA of Procambarus clarkii (red swamp crayfish), 1318 nucleotides long. Its product is annotated as macrophage mannose receptor 1. The record is from RefSeq and is a predicted model, not a curated record. Gene Ontology annotation, molecular function: signaling receptor activity. Lineage: Eukaryota; Metazoa; Arthropoda; Malacostraca; Decapoda; Cambaridae.